UCCUCUGCCAGACUCUGCCCCCUCAGGCCCUGUCAUUUUUCAGGCUGUCUGCCCUGCAUGUGCAGCUUCCCUCACUGCUGCUGGCUGACAGAAAAAAGAGACCAAAUGGAAGAAUGCAGUUCAGGUCUACAUGAUAAAUCGGGUUUAUCAUCCAUAUUGAAGUCACUAGAGGAAAAAGCCAUGAAGUUCCUAAAGGACGAGCUGAAGACGUUUGUGAGGUACCUAGAUCAGAAUUACCCAGAAUGCUCUGAGCCUCAGCUGGAGGAGGACAAUGACCUGGACUGUGAUGGUCAGAUGCAGAAGACCAGUGUUAGAGAGGUAGCUCUGAAGAUCACACUGUACAUCCUGAGGACCAUGAAGCAAAAUGAUCUUGCUGACUUGCUGGACAAGAGACAGCUCAUGCUACAGGGAUUCAAACGUAAACUUAAGAAGCAAUUUGAGUGUGUAUUUGAAGGGAAAGCUAAGGAAGGACAGCCAACACUUCUCAGUGAGAUUUACACAGAACUCUACAUAACUGAAGGUGGGACUGGAGCAGUAAAUGAGGAACAUGAAGUGAGACAGAUUGAAACAGCAUCCAAGAAAAGGCGAACAGAAGAUACUACAGUCAAGUGCAAUGAUAUAUUUAAACCCUUAUAUGGGCGUGUGACUCCUAUCAGAACUGUACUCACUAAAGGGGUGGCAGGUAUCGGGAAAACAGUCUCUGUGCAGAAAUUUAUUCUCGACUGGGCAGAAGGAAAAGCAAACCAGGAUGUUCACUUCAUAUUUGCUCUUCCUUUCCGGGACCUGAAUUUGAUUAAGGGUGAAUACAGUCUGAUUGAACUGCUUCACCACUUUGUCCCAGAACUGAAAUCAUUUCAGUCCACUGAGCUGUUUAUGUACAAAGUCUUGUUCAUCUUUGAUGGUCUGGAUGAGUGUCGCCUUCCUCUCGAUUUUCAGAACAAUGAGAGCUGGUUUGAUGUAACAAAGAAAAUGUCACUGGAUGUGCUGUUGACUAACCUCAUUAAGGGGAAUCUGCUCCCAUCCGCUCUCCUCUGGAUAACCUCCCGGCCAGCAGCAGCCAAUCAGAUACCUGCUAAGUGUGUCCACCAGGUGACAGAGAUACGAGGGUUCAGUGAUGCCCAGAAGGAGGAGUAUUUCAAGAAGAGACUUAAUGAUCAGAGCCUGGCCAGCAGGAUUAUCACACAUGUGAAAUCAUCAAGGAGCCUCUUCAUCAUGUGUCACAUACCUGUGUUCUGCUGGAUUUCAGCCACUGUGCUUAAGAUGUUUUUUAGUGAGACUGACAGGGGAGAAAUUCCAAGGACUCUGACUGCAAUGUACACACACUUCCUGAUCUUUCAGACAAGUUUAAAAAAUGACAAGUAUAUGAAAGACCAUGAAACUAAGCUUAAGGAAUACAGCAAGCAAUUCCUUUUAAAACUUGGUAAACUGGCUUUUGACAACCUUGAGAAAGGCAAUCUCAUAUUUUAUGAGCAAGAUCUGACAGGGAAUGGCAUUGAUGUCAGUGAAGCUUCAGUUUACUCUGGAGUGUGCACAGAAGUCUUUAAAGAGGAGUAUGGGUUGUACCAGGAGAAGGUGUACUGCUUUGUGCAUCUGAGCAUCCAGGAGUAUCUCGCUGCUUUGUACAUGUUUCUGUCAAACUCAUCAGCUGACCUGCUGAAUACUGCAGUGGAUCAGGCAUUAGAGAGCAAGAAUGGACACUUGGACCUCUACCUCCGCUUCCUCCUGGGCCUCUCAACAGACUCCAGUAAGACUCUGUUACAAAGACUACUGGGGCCGACAAGAAUCAGCUCACAUACCAUUAAGGAUACAGCCCAGUACAUCAAGGGGAAAAUAAAGGAGAAUUUAUCUCCAGAAAGGACCAUCAAUCUGUUCCACUGUCUGACUGAACUGGGUGACAAUUCUCUAGUAGAGGAAGUACAAAGAUACCUGAAUUCAGGAUACAUUUCAGCAGAUGACCUCUCACCUGCACAGUACUCAGCUCUGGCCUUUGUGAUGCUGAUGUCAGAUGAGGAGCUGGAUGUGUUUGAUCUGAAGAAAUACAUCAGACGAGAUAAAGAGCACUGCAGGCUGCUGCCUGUGGUCAAGAACUCCAGGACGGCUCUGCUGAACAGCUGUGAUCUCAUAGAUAAACACUUUGAAGUGCUGUCUUCAGCUCUAAGAUCAAACUCUUCCCCCCUGAGAGAGCUGGACCUGAGUGACAAUAACCUGAAGGAUUCAGGAGUGAAGCUGCUCUCUGCUGCACUGGGGGAUUUACACUGUAAACUGAAGAUAUUGAGGUUGUCAGGCUGUAGAGUCACAGAAGAAGGCUGCUCUUCCCUGGCUUCAGCUCUGAAGUUAAACCCCUCACACCUGAGAGAACUGGAUCUGAGCUACAAUCACCCAGGACACUCAGGAGUGAAGCUGCUCUCUGCUGUACUGGAGGAUCUCAGCUGUAAACUGGAGAAGCUGCAGGUGGGCUGGUGUGAACUCACAGAGAAAUGCUGUGAGGCACUGGCUUCAGCUCUCAGAUCAAACUCCUCACCCCUGAGAGAGCUGGACCUGAGUGACAAUGACCUGCAGGACUCAGGAGUGAAGCUGCUUUCUGCUGGACUGGGGGACUUACACUGUAAACUGGAGAUACUGAGACUGUCAGGCUGUAGAGUCACAGAAGAAGGCUGUUCUUCCCUGGCUUCAGCUCUGAGAUCAAACCCCUCACACCUGAGAGAGCUGGACCUGAGCUACAAUCACCCAGGAGACUCAGGAGUGAAGCUGCUUUCUGCUGUACUGGAGGAUCCCAGCUGUAAACUGGAGAAGCUGCAGCUGUCAGGCUGUAGAGUCACAGAAGAAGGCUGUUCUUCCCUGGCUUCAGCUCUGAGGUCAAACCCCUCACAUCUGAGAGAGCUGGACCUGAGCUACAAUCACCCAGGAGACUCAGGAGUGAAGCUGCUCUCUGCUGUACUGGAGGAUCCCAGCUGUAAACUGGAGAAGCUGCAGGUGGGCCGGUGUGAACUCACAGAGAAAUGCUGUGAGGCACUGGCUUCAGCUCUCAGAUCAAACUCCUCACCCCUGAGAGAGCUGGACCUGAGUGACAAUGACCUGCAGGACUCAGGAGUGAAGCUGCUCUCUGCUGGACUGGGGGACAUACACUGUAAACUGGAGAUACUGAGGUCAGUUUUACUGGGUAUUCCACACUGUAAACUGGGGGUAGUGAGGUGAGUAUUACUGGGUAUUUCACACUGUACAGUGGAAAUACUAAGGUAGAAAAUAACUAAUGAUUUCAAAAUAAAGCAGGAGUAUCUAAGUCUAGGGGUUGACUUAAAAAAUAACAUUAGACUCGCUACAGUAAGUGGAAUGUCGAAAGGAAGAUUGCAUUGGAGGCUAAGGAUGACAUUAAAAGUUUCUUCCAAUAUUUUAACUCCAAAAGAGCUCUAAAAGCUGAAAUCACUAAUCUGCAGGAUAGUAAGGGCCUUAUAAUUGAAAAUGAAAACUGAUAUAGUAAAUGAGUUUAAUGAUUAUUUUACACGGGUGUUCACAGUAGAGGACAUGAUUAACUUACCACCAUUUAGUACAAAUACAGUGUCGUAUAUAAACAAUAUACAGUCCCUCCACAAUUAUUGGCCCCUUGUAAAGAUUUGUAAAAAGGAUUCGAAAAAAAUCCACCUUUUGGCGAAGCAGCUUCAUCUCACACUGAAAAAAAUUUGAAAAAUCCAACCUUUCAUUGAAAUAAAUUUAUUCAAAGAAAAACAAAUCCUUCAUCAAGAAAUAAUUAUUUUCAACAAACACACAUGAGCCACGAUUAUUGGCAGCCCUGCUUUUACUACUCUGUACAACCUCCCUUUGCCAGUAUAACAGCACUGAGUCUCCUAUAACAUUUUAUAAGGUUGGAGAAUACAGAGCAGGGCAUCUGAGACCAUUCCUCUUUACAGAAUCUCUCCAGAUCACCCAGGGUCCUCGGCCCUCUCUUGUGCACUCUCCUCUUCAGCUCAGCCCACAGGUUUUCAGUGGGGUUCAGGUCAGGGGACUGAGAUGGCCAUGGCAGAAGCUUGAUUCUGCGGUCAGCUGACCAUUUAAAUGUUUAUUUGGACAUGUGCUUAGGAUCACCGACCUGCUGGAAGAUCCAAUGAAGGCCCAGUUUUUGUUUCCUGGCAGCAGCAGCCAAAUUUUGAUAUAAAAUGUCCUGGUAUUUCAUGGACCCCAUAGUGCCAUGUACCCUAACGAGGUUUCCAGGGUUUUUGGAGGAAAAACAGCUCCACAACAUCACAGAACCUCCACCAUAUCUUACAGCUGGGAUAAGGUUCAUUUCAUUAUAACCAUCCUUCUUUUUACGCCAAACCCACCUUGAAUGUUUAUUGCCAAAAAGCAUUUUUGUUUCAUCAGACAGUUGAAUUUGAUUCCAGUCAAAGUUGUAUAAUGUUUUGCAAACUCCUGGCACUAACAUUUUAAGUAAAUGACAGAAAAAGCUUCUUUCUGUCAUAACUUUCAAAACGUCUGUUAGCAUGAAGGGGGCGUCUGAUGGUUUUUUGGAGACGUGGUAACCCCAAGGUUUUACUUUGUCUGGUAAUUGACUAACAGUCAUCCUUGGGGAUUUUUUGUCUCUCUUACGAUCCUCCUCACUGUAUGUGGGGGCAAAAUAAACUUGGGUCCUCUUUCAGGCAGGUUUCUAACAGUUCCAGUUAAUGCCCACUUUUUAAUUAUUGCCCUAAGAGUAGAAAUUGGCAUUUUAAGGUGAGUAGCUAUUUUUUAAUCCACAUUCCCUGACUUAUGAAGGUCAGCACACUUCUCCCUCAUUUGGUCUGUGUGUCUCUUAUCUUUCCCAUGUUGAUGGAUGACUAAGGGAAUUUGAGCUCUGUGUCUCCUCAUGUUUGUACCCCAGUUACUCAGGAAGUCAUGGAUUACAGCUUGAAGGCUCCUACUCACUCCAAUCAACUCAAAUAUGUAUAAUUUACAUGGGAAACAUGCUUCAGUUACAUUGUGUUCACUAUAAUUUGCAGGGCUGCCAAUAAUCGUGGCUCAUGUGUUUUUGUUAAAAAUAAUUAUUUCUUGAUGAAGGAUUAGAUUUUUCUUCAGAUAAAUUGAUUUUAAUUAAAGGUUGGAUUUUUCUCAUUUUUUCCUUGUGAGAUGAAGCAACUUCACCAGAAGGUGGAUUUUUUCUUACCCCUUGUCCAAAGGGGUGCCAAUAAUUGCGUAGGGCAUGUAUGUAUAACUGAGGCUGAUGUGGUACAAAGCCUAUAGCUAAGCUCAAAAUAAAUAAAUCACAGGGUCCUGAUGGCAUCUUACCUAUAGUUUUAAAAUAAAUGAGGGUUAUUAUUAGCCAACCUUUAACUUUACUGUUUCCGAAAUCCUUAUUUGCACGUGAGGUACCUUAUGAUUGGAAGUAUGCUAAUAUAGCACCCAUAUUCAAAAAAGGGGAUAGAUGUAAUCCAGCAAACUACAGGCCAAUUACUUUAACUUGCAUAACUGGAAAAGUUAUGGAUACAAAUAACCUGGAUACAAAUAACAUUCUGAGGGGUAGCCAACCUGGAUUUAGGAGAAGUAGAUCCUGUUUAACUAAUCUACUUGUGUUCUUUGAGGAAGCAAAAAUAGAACUUGGUCACAAAAUGUACUAAGAUUUGCAGAAGGCCUUUGAUGUUGUCCCCCUCAAACAGCUCUUGCUUAAGCUCAAAGCUGCAGGGAUUUUAGGAACUGUAGCAACUUGGAUUGAAAACUGGUUAACUGACAGGAAGCAGCAGGUAGUUAUUAGAGGCACAAUGUCACAGUGGGCCUGCGGUCAUAGUGGGGUACCGCAGGGUUCAAUUUUAGGAUCACUAUUGUUCCUAAUUUACAUUAAUGAUAUUGACACCAAUACAUACAGUAAACUAGUUAAAUUUACAGACGACACCAAGGUGGAUGAUGUAGCAAAUACUGAUCUAGCAGCGGAGAGGCUACAACGGGAUCUUUAUUUAAUUAGCGACUGGGCUGAUACCUGGCAGAUUAAAUUUAAUAUAGAUAAAUGUAAGGUAAUUUAUGCAGGGAGCAGAAAUAUAAAGUACAGAUUUUUUAUGGGUUUCACUGAAAUAAAGGUUACUAAUUAUGAGAAAGACCUCAGUCAGUAUGUUGAUGCUUCCAUGUCCCACUCUCACCAGUGUGGGGAAGCAAUUAAAAAGGCCAAUAGGAUGUUGGGUUACAUCUCUAGGUGUGUGGAGUUUAAUUUAAAUGAAGUGAUGCUAAGAUUAUACAAUUCCUUGGUAAGACCCCACCUAGAAUAUUGUUUUAAUGUGAGAGGGGGAUAUAGGGAUGUCGAAGGAACAAUGAGGUUCACUUUGGUCCGUUCAGAAAUAUUUCUUAAAAUAUACACAAAAUUAUGAUAUAUUUCAUAAGCAUUGAUAGGUAAUCGGGGGCAGCAUGGUGGUGCAGUGGUUAGCACUGUUGCCUCACACCUCUGGGACCUGGGUUCGAGUCUCCGCCUGGGUCACAUGUGUAUGGAGAUUGCAUGUUCUCCCCAUGUCGUCGUGGGGUUUCCUCCAGGUACUCCGGUUUCCCCCCACAGUCCAAAAACAUGCUGAGGCUAAUUGGACUUCCUAAAUUGCC
Messenger RNA from Brienomyrus brachyistius, 6546 nucleotides. Its product is annotated as NACHT, LRR and PYD domains-containing protein 12-like. Gene Ontology annotation, molecular function: protein binding. The coding region runs from base 58 to 3195 and encodes 1045 amino acids. The transcript is spliced from 10 exons. Lineage: Eukaryota; Metazoa; Chordata; Actinopteri; Osteoglossiformes; Mormyridae. The record is from RefSeq and is a predicted model, not a curated record.